AAGAUGUUGCUCAAAAUCCGAUCUCGACCACUUUUCCCUUCCUCAAGACUCUUUCAUUACUCCAAAUGGAUUUUAGUAGUGAUCCCAUGUUAUCAUGUGCAUUUGGGAUUCUUUUUGGCUGCACAAAUUUGCAGACCCUUCGUAUCAGAGCUAUAUACAAGAAUGAUGUCCCACCACCUGCCAUAUUUUCUCGAGAGGUAGACUGCAGUACAAUGAGGCAGCUGCAGCUUCAGAAUGUUAAGUUAGAAGCAAUAAAAGGUUUGGAUAAUGAAGUAUGUUUGAUUAAGUAUAUGCUGGCGUGUUCCCCCGUGCUAAAGAGCCUUGUUGUUGUGUGCAACUCAUCCAUAGGGAGCAAUGAGAAGGAUAUGUUUGCUCGCAAGUUGCUGAAGCUCCAUCGAGCGUCCCCUAUAGCAGAGAUCAUCUUCUAGUUGUACAAAUGGAGCGCCUUAUGUAUUGAGAGAGUCAGCCAGCCGGGUU
Erigeron canadensis is the source of this 477-nucleotide messenger RNA. RefSeq lists its product as uncharacterized. The record is from RefSeq and is a predicted model, not a curated record. The coding region runs from base 66 to 428 and encodes 120 amino acids. The transcript has 2 exons. NCBI's taxonomy places the organism in Eukaryota, Viridiplantae, Streptophyta, Magnoliopsida, Asterales, Asteraceae.